Molecule: messenger RNA, 1407 nt
Organism: Periconia digitata
Lineage: Eukaryota; Fungi; Ascomycota; Dothideomycetes; Pleosporales; Periconiaceae
Source: the annotation of a GenBank genome assembly
AUGCUAAAACGAUGUAAUGACGCAGAUGAUGUGGGGAGCUCCCACCUGCAUCAACAGAGCUCCGAAAGUGCAUCACCAACCACACACCCCAUAAAACAUCCCAUGAACACUUCCACCUGCCAUCUUCUCGCCAGACAUACCUUUAGACUUCAUUGUGCCAGACCAGACGUCUUCAAAUUCACCAAUUGUCUUCAUAUUCGACCUUUCCACGCGUAUCCUCGCCGGUUGGCCGCUUACAACAUGCCGUCCUCACCCAAAAUAACCUCCGUCGACGCGCUCCCUGCCAAUGAAGCCAAAUGGCUUGAAUUCCAGAAAAUCACUUGGUCUGACCAAACGGGCAAAUCGCGAAUCUGGGAGAGCGCAUCCCGCAAAACGCGAGGCAAGUCCGGCGUUGAUGCCGUGGCCAUAAGUACUAUUAUCCGACACCCAUCUCGUCCCGCCAGCACCAUCGUCAUCCUGCAGUACCGUCCUCCUGUGGAUGCCGUGUGCGUCGAGUUCCCCGCUGGUCUGGUCGACGAAUCGGAGAAGCCGGGCGAUGCCGCGCUGAGGGAGCUCAUGGAGGAAACGGGGUAUAAGGGUAGGCUGAAAUUUGUUAGCCCGACUAUAGUGAGUGAUCCGGGCAUGAGCACGGCGAAUAUGCAGCUGGCGACUGUUGAGGUGGAGCUGGGUGAAGAUGAGAAGGAGCCCGAGCAGCAGUUGGAAGAUGGCGAGUUCAUCGAGCGCGUGGUUGUACCGUUGGAUGAGCUGUACGAGAGAUUGCAGAAGUACAGCGAGGAAGGAAAGAUGGUGGAUGCAAGGCUUUGGCAUUGGGCGGCUGGAGAAUUUCUCAGCCUCCCUCUUGGCCUUCCUUGCCUUGGCCGCGCCCAUGGCCGCAGUGAUCUGUUGAUUGAGAAAUGCAGACCCCUCAUCCGCAUCCGCCCCAUAGCUCAAAUGAGCAGGAAGAAUAAGAAGAGUGCCAGUGCACACCGCAUCCCCCGGAGCGCAAAUAAUCUUCGUCUUGGCCUUGUCGAAGCCCGGAAUCUGCGCAUUAUCCUGCGUGUUCUGCGUGUCGCCGUACAAAACCACACCCGCGAUGCGACUCUGGACGUUGGCGGGCAGCUUCUCAAUGGCGCGGUGGUUGACGGCUGCGCCCUGCGAGUAGCCGCCGGCCACGAUGACGGCAUCGGGACACUGCGUGGCCAUGGCCGUAAUGGUGUCAAUCAUGAGGUCUCGGGACUGCGAGUCGGUGCCGCCGGGGAGCGCGUUGGGGGCGAGCGCAGCGUCGUAGUCGAUGCCUUCGGUUGCGACGUUGGCGUCGCCGAAUUGCUUCUUGAUACCGUCCGAGGUCGGUGGGCCUACUACGGUUCCCUACAUCGAGGUCUGUUGUUAGCGGCGAAGGCAAAAAGAAUAUCUCUGCAGCCUCCUUGA